This is a messenger RNA of Orcinus orca (killer whale), 3075 nucleotides long. It is a transcript of the gene FOXI1, whose product is annotated as forkhead box I1. Bases 1165 to 2301 code for a protein of 378 amino acids. Gene Ontology annotation, biological process: anatomical structure morphogenesis; regulation of transcription by RNA polymerase II; cell differentiation. The transcript has 2 exons. Gene Ontology annotation, molecular function: DNA-binding transcription factor activity, RNA polymerase II-specific; RNA polymerase II cis-regulatory region sequence-specific DNA binding. The record is from RefSeq and is a predicted model, not a curated record. Lineage: Eukaryota; Metazoa; Chordata; Mammalia; Artiodactyla; Delphinidae.
UCCUGGCCUCAGCUCCUGGGUCCCUGGGGGACUCUGCAGGCUGAAACAUGAAGGGACUGUGAUCAGAUAAGGAACCAGAGCCUGCUUUGUCUCUGCAGCCAGAAAGAAACCUGGAGAGUACAAGUUCUCUCUCAUUUUCCCCUGGAGCCCCAUUCACAUCCUCUUCCUUUUGUUGUUAUUUUUAGGAGCUCCACUGCCCCUUUGGGAGAAUCCGCAGGCCUUUCUCUGCCUGCCUGCAGUGUGUGUGUGUGUGUGUGUGUGUGUGUGUGUGUGUGUGUGUGUGUGUGUGUGUGUGUGUGUGUGUGUGUAGGGAGAUUGCCUAUAACUGCCUGUCCUUUUGAAACUGACCAGAGGUGCUUCCGAUUCUCCAGGACCAGCUUCUCUCCUGCAAACUCCAGAAGAUGUGUCUUCACUUCAAAAGACCCCAAAAUGUGGCUUCUCAUAAAGUGUCCCCUCCAAUCUGGGUGAGGUGUCAGGGUGAGAAGGAAGUGGGAGACAGAGGGGCUGGGGAAGAGACACAGAGAUGACGUGAGACAGAGAGAGAGAGACCAAUAGUGAAAGGAAGAGGGAGAGAAGCAGAGGUAGUGAGGACAUGAGUGAGAGGAGACAGAGGUAGAAAGAUCUGGAAACAAGCUCAGGGAGAGACAGAGAGACUGUAAGAAGGGAGAAGCAAACAGCUCAGUGCAUAGAGAGAAGGGAGGAGACCAAGAGUGAGAUGCAGAGAGGAUGGGAGGAGAGAGAAGGAGAGUGAGAGGGUAGAAAACUCAGAAGGAGAGAAAGGGGAAAGGCAAGCUGAGACAGAAUGAAGGAGGAACCGGGGAACGUGCUGAGGAGAAAGAGGGGAGACAGUGAGGAGGGAGGAAAGGCAAAGCAGAGGAGGAGAAGACAGGCGCCCUUGUCCUUGUUAAUAUCCGCGAGGAAGCUGGCCGAGCGUGUCCUUAUGGGCCCUGCCGUGGCCAUGGCCAGCAGGGAAGUGCCCCUCUGGUGACAUGGGUGGCAGUCGAAGGAGGGAGGGGCAGGUCUGCAGCAGGUGGCCGCCCCUGGGUGGGGCCGCCAGCGGAGCCCUGGGGUAUAAGUGGGAGGCCCAGCCGGCUGAGCACCUGUCAGGGCCAGCUCCCCUGCGCAGGUGCCAGGCAGGUGGCUCCGGCCGAGCCCAGCCCCAGCAUGAGCUCCUUCGACCUCCCAGCGCCCUCCCCGCCCCGCUGCAGCCCCCAGUUCCCCAGCAUCGGCCAGGAGCCCCCCGAGAUGAACCUCUACUACGAGAACUUCUUCCACCCCCAGGGCGUGUCCAGCCCUCAGCGGCCCCCCUCCUUCGAGGGCGGCGGCGAGUACGGGGCCACCCCCAACCCCUACCUCUGGCUCAACGGGCCGGCCAUGACCCCGCCGCCUUACCUGCCGGGCGCCAGCGCCAGCCCCUUCCUGCCCCAGACCUACGGGGUGCAGAGGCAGCUGCUGCCCGGCGUGUCCGGGCUGGGGGGCGGCGACCUGGGCUGGCUGCCUAUCCCCUCGCAGGAGGAGCUGAUGAAGCUGGUGCGGCCCCCCUACUCCUACUCGGCGCUCAUCGCCAUGGCCAUCCACGGGGCACCCGACAGGCGCCUCACCCUCAGCCAGAUCUACCAGUAUGUGGCCGACAACUUCCCCUUCUACAACAAGAGCAAGGCUGGCUGGCAGAACUCCAUCCGCCACAACCUGUCUCUCAACGACUGCUUCAAGAAGGUGCCCCGUGACGAGGACGACCCAGGCAAAGGGAAUUACUGGACCCUGGACCCCAACUGUGAGAAGAUGUUCGACAAUGGAAAUUUCCGCAGGAAGAGGAAGAGAAAAUCGGACGUUUCCUCCAGCACGGGCUCCUUGGCCUCGGAGAAAACGGAGCCCAGUCUCCUGGCAGGCAGCCCCAAGACCACGGAGGCCCAGGACAUCUUGGAUGGUGCUUCGCCGGGUACCACCAGCUCCCCAGAGAAGCAGCCCUCGCCGCCCCCGCCGGGAACCCCCUGCCUCAACAGCUUCCUCACCACCAUGUCAGCCUACGUGAGUGGGUCAAGCCCCAUGGGCCGCCCUGUGGCCACGCCGGGACUGAGCCUGGAGCCCGCUGACAAGGUGGGGCAGAACUUGCUGAACUUCAACUCCUACACCCCACUCACCAACUUCAGUGGCCACGCGGGCGGGGGGGAGUGGGCCAGCCCCACACCCAGCAAUGCUCUGGGCUACGGAGGCUCCGUCCUCAACCAGUUCAGCCCUCACUUCUACAACAGCGUCAACACAAACAGCAUCCUCUACCCCAGGGAGGGCACCGAGGUCUAGAAACACAACAGCUCCUGAACCAGAUGGACAUGCUCGGGGUCCUCCAUUUCAGCAUCCAAGUGGUCCAAGACCUCCAAACUGCCCAGACAUACACAGGAGGCUCAGAGGAAUUCAUCGUUUUUCUAGAACACUGUGUAAACCUUGUGUUUAUCACAUAUCCAUCCACAGACCUACAACCAGCUUUGCAGUAGAAAUACUGGUGCCUGCAUGACAGUAAUCAACUCGGCCAUUUAUUGAGCACUUACUAUGUGCUGGGUGCUGUACUAAGCUCUUUGAAGGCGUGAUCGUACUUUCUAUUUACAGCCACCUUGUGAGGGUCAUAUAAACCUCCCCAUUUUACAGAUGAGAAAACUGAGGCUUGAGGAAGUUAAGUAACUUUCCCAGGGUCAUACAAACUAGGAAGCGGCAGAGCCAGGAGUCAAGUCCAGGUCUCUAUGACUCCCAAAGUUUGGGCCAAUGAAGGCUGGGACGGAGGAAUUGGUUGAGCAGCCAGGGAAGGUCAGUGUGGAGAGCUGAUGAGGGCAAGCAUAUGCAAAUCUCCCCACUGCCUUCUGGCCGUCCUUCAAAUUUAGCACCAGCCCUAGGCACAUCUCAUCUUGGUCCAAGUCCUCAUUCUAUGGCCCCCAACUUACCUGCCGACACUCCUUUUGCUACUACUCAAGGGAGAAGCCCAGAUCUGUGCCCCUGCAGGAUGAUGCGUCCAGCCUCUCCCCACAGAGGGAUGUUGCUUCCCCAGCCCCGCAGACCAUGAGCAGAGCAGGGAGAGGAGCAGUG